UUCUUCCCGGGCUACGUGGCAGAGUGUGGCAAAGUUAGGGUUCUUGCGGGAGAUGGGGCUCACCAAUUUCUACCAGCAGCUCGGAUCCACCUCCUCCUCCUCCUCGCCGUCUCCAUCUCCCUCGCCCUCGCCAGAGCCACACAAGGAGAGCGUGCCGGUCUUCCUCAACGUCUACGAUCUCACCGCCUACAAUGACUACGCCUACUGGUUUGGGCUGGGCAUCUUCCACAGCGGCGUCGAAGUGCACGGCGUGGAGUAUGCGUUCGGGGCUCACGAGUUCCCAACCAGCGGCGUCUUCGAAGUGGAGCCGCGCAGAUGCCCCGGUUUCAUGUUCCGGACGAGCAUCCGGCUGGGCAGCACCACCAUGGGGCCGCUCCAGCUCCGGCAGUUCGUCGAGACCGUGGCUUCGCACUACAACGGUGACACUUACCACUUGCUGCUCAAGAACUGCAACCAUUUCAGCGAAGACAUCACCAUGCGCCUCGUCAAACACCCGAUCCCGUCCUGGGUGAACCGCGUCGCCAGAAUCGGCUGGCUCUGCAGAUGCUUCCUCCCAGAGUGCUUGCAGCUCACCGCCGCCCAACAGAUCUGCGAGAUCGAGGAGGAAGACAGUGCCCAAGAGGAAAACGGCGAUAGCACGGCUUGUAAACCAGCAAAAGACGACGAGCACUUGAUGGUUUCAGAAGAGACCAUCAAAGCCAUGCUGCAACAAGAGCGUACAGCAUUGAUUUGAUUCUUUCCUGCACAGUGCGUUGGCGAUACUUUUUUUCGUUUCGCUGCCUCAUGCACGGCAUUUCCCCGCUCCGGGAGGGUGUGUUUAAGAAGUGGAUGCCGAGAUGAGAGCUUAAAUCGAAUCAAUCCAUCAGCUACUUAGCAGCGGUUAAGCCUAAA
Molecule: messenger RNA, 891 nt
Organism: Selaginella moellendorffii
Lineage: Eukaryota; Viridiplantae; Streptophyta; Lycopodiopsida; Selaginellales; Selaginellaceae
Product: deSI-like protein At4g17486
Exons: 4
Coding region: 53-733 (226 amino acids)
Biological process (GO): protein deubiquitination
Molecular function (GO): deubiquitinase activity
Source: RefSeq, a predicted model, not a curated record